Messenger RNA from Pseudopodoces humilis (Tibetan ground-tit), 1925 nucleotides. It is a transcript of the gene MBD3, whose product is annotated as methyl-CpG binding domain protein 3. Gene Ontology annotation, biological process: negative regulation of transcription by RNA polymerase II; DNA methylation-dependent constitutive heterochromatin formation. The record is from RefSeq and is a predicted model, not a curated record. Gene Ontology annotation, molecular function: methyl-CpG binding. Gene Ontology annotation, cellular component: nucleus. Lineage: Eukaryota; Metazoa; Chordata; Aves; Passeriformes; Paridae.
GAGGUGGCGGGAGCCGGCCGGAGCCAGGCGGGAGCGGGCCGGGAGGAGCCGCCAUGGAGCGGAAGAGUGCUUUUCCUUUGGGCCAAGCUUCCCCAGGAAGAGACAGGACUCUCAGUCAUUUCAGCCCCAGUGGGAAGAAGUUCCGGAGCAAGCCGCAGCUGGCGCGUUACUUGGGCAGCUCCAUGGACCUGGGCACCUUUGACUUCCGCACGGGGAAAAUGCUGAUGAACAAAAUGAACAAGAACAGGCAGAGGAUGCGCUACGACUGCUCCAACCAAGCCAAAGGCAAGCCUGAUUUGAACACAGCCCUGCCCGUGAGACAGACAGCCUCUAUCUUCAAACAGCCCGUCACAAAGAUCACAAACCACCCCAGCAACAAGGUGAAGAGUGACCCCCAGAAAGCUGUGGACCAGCCCAGGCAGCUCUUCUGGGAGAAGAAGUUGAGUGGACUGAAUGCCUUUGACAUUGCAGAGGAGCUGGUGAAAACAAUGGACCUUCCCAAAGGGUUGCAAGGGGUUGGUCCCGGCUGCACGGAUGAGACUCUGCUCUCUGCCAUCGCCAGUGCCCUGCACACCAGCACCAUGCCCAUCACUGGCCAGCUCUCUGCAGCCGUGGAGAAGAACCCUGGGGUCUGGCUGAACACCUCCCAGCCUCUCUGCAAAGCCUUCAUGGUGACAGAUGAAGAUAUCAGGAAGCAGGAGGAGCUGGUGCAGCAGGUGAGGAAGAGGCUGGAGGAGGCCCUGAUGGCUGACAUGCUGGCCCACGUGGAGGAGAUCGCCAGGGAUGGGGAGCCUCCCUCGGAGAAAGAAGGAGCUGAAGAGGAAGGAGAAGAAGAAGAGGAGGAGGAGGAGCAGGACCAUGACCAGGAGAUGGAAAAUGUAUAGUCCAGGGAGUUCCAUCUAAGAAUUCCCAGUAUAAACCCAUUCAGCAGGGUCAGCACAACCAUUCACAGAGCCAAGAGUGCACCACCAGUCCAGCUGUACCCCAGAGCCUUUGGAUGGACUUCAGGAAACGUGGAAGCUGAUGGUUCAUUCAUUGCUGGGGAGUUUUGCAGAUGGAACUUGACUAAACUCUACUCCCCUUCCUUUUUCUAAAGGGGUAGGGUGAUUGGAAAUGCAAAAGUGGGAGGGGAUAAAGAAAUACCAUGUGGUGGGAGGGAAAAUCCUAGGAACUGAAUUUUCUGUUUCUUUUUUUUUGUUUGUUUGUUUUUUGUUUGUUUGUUUUUUUUAAUUACUUUUUGUGGUUCAGUAAUGGGUAAUACAUUUUUAAGCUUUUCUAUCCAAGUACUUUUAAUGACCCACAGAAACAACUUCCCCUCUAACCCAAGGGAGGGAGAUGCUGUUUCACUCCUUGGCUACUCUGCUGUGGGCUACCUGUUUGUACCUGACUGUAGGGAGGUCAUUUCAUGUUGUGAAUGGUUCAUUCCAUGUGUGAAUUCCAGUCACUGAAUUGCCAUUUCCUCACAAGACCACAUUGGUCUUGGAAGUGUAGUCUCAGAGCUGAGCUGCCAGUGCCUCUCCCACCUGAGCUUGGGUGAGGAGGGGAAGCUGCACUUGAGGACUUGGGCUGCCAGCUCUGGGAAUUGGGAGUUUUGGUUAUUCCACACCACGGUUUGGAUACAGAGCUUUGUGUGUCCAGACAUUUUGAACAGAGUCUUGGAGGCAAAUAUACCCAGCCUGAGGUAUAUUUUACUUUGGUUUAAAUCCAGUCAGAAGGACUUUGUCAACUGGGGAUGGAAGGAGGACUCAUUUCUGACUGGUAAUGAGGAAAACUUCCUCCUUUUUCUCUUCUGGUGCCAAGAACCUGCCCUCUGUUCCUCAGUGUGGAGGGAAGGGGAUCCAUUCCAACAGGUGUGGCUUCACACCUGCUUUUGUGUGCAGUAAUGUUCUGACCUCUUUAAAAAAAAAAAAAAAAAAAAAAAAAAA